UUAAAAUAUUUCCUUGAAAUAAAAGUGCAAAAAAAAUAAAACGUCAACAAUCUGCAAUGAAUUGUUAAAUAAAUGUCGCAAAAAUUUUAAACAACAAGAAAAAAUUUCAAAGUAGUUACGUAAAAAAGUAUCUUACAAAACAAGUUACGCCCAAAAGUGUUUCAAUUAGAAUCGCUACAAUAUAAGGCCUGUUUAUAUAAAAAAGUCAUCAUUUGCAAAUAACAAAAUCAUAAAAACAAAAUUGUAGCUAAAAACAGAUAUUUUAACCAGCGAAAAUCAAACGAAAUACAAGAUAAUCAACAACAUAUAACACCUAAACGGAACAAAGACGGUUUCAAAGUGAAUGCAGUCUGUCGUGAAUGUACAACGGAUAUAAAGCGUAAGGGAGCAAACAAGUUUUAGUAUUUUUUCAAAUUAAACGGAUCAAAAAUUUAAUCUAAAAAUACAAGUGAUAAACAAAAUAAUUUAAAAUCAAAAGUGCAUCAACAGAAAAAUCAUUCUAUCAAUAAAAAGGUUAUAUAAUUAUUGUAACAAAAAAGAAAAAAAUGUGUUUGUAAAAAAGAAAAUAAUUGCAAUUAAUUUAAAAAUUUUAUUUUUUAAAUUAUUGGUGGAAAAAAUUGUAAGAAAAAAUAAUUAAAAAUUUCUUGGAAAUUUGUGUAUAAUGUCUAAAAGUGCUACUGAGCAAUUUCAAAUAAAAAAGAAAAGAAAACAUCCGUUAAGUGUUACUACCAGCUCUGUCACUGGUACACUCCUAAAUAAGUCCAACAAACGUUACGUACUCUCAGUGUCACCGACGUCGGACUUGUUAAUUAAAGAAAAUUAUUCGGAAUUUCAAAUUGAUGAUAAAGAAUCAAAAUUCAAUUCUUCUCUGCUACAAAUCAAAUCUAUAGCCGGAACAGCAGCAGCAACGGUAAACGCAGCUGCUGGCUACAAUUAUACAGAUUCAAGAAACAACAGCAACAACUUAACAACAACGGCAGUUGUACUAACGCCAGCAGCAACAUUAGGCGCAACAAGAACCAACAACUGCUUACGUGAUCAAACACAGGUAUUGGGCCACGACACUAUGCCACUUUCUCACGGAUUCUAUGUUAAGGGGGCUUUGGCCAGCAAACGAGGCCUCAAAUCUUUAAAAACGAAUGCAGCCUCGGGUUCCUCUGCAUCAACAGCACCUACCCAUGAAGAGGCGAAAAGACCACGACGCAGUAAUGAAAAUAUAAAAUUGAGAACGCCCUCUUUAAUGGCCGGUCAAACGGCUAAUAACUUACAACUUUCCUAUUUAUUGGGAGAGUCUUUGGCGCGACAUGGUCGUUUGCAGGAGGCCUUCGAUAUUUAUGCUCUCAUUGCCAGUGAGCAACCUGAGGGUUUUAUACCCCUGGAAAAGUUGAAUAUAUUAGCCACUGCUCUCUUAGAGCACAUACGCAUUUUGAGCUCAAAUUCCAAAAAUAAAACAGAUUUAGUGGAUGCUGAAAUGGAUGCCAUAAAGGCUACCACCAUAACCUCCAAGUCAGGGAAUAGUGAACAACAUAAACUAAUAACGCCGCUUAGAAAUAAAUACGCUUCCUCGUCAGCCUCUAAUGUUUUUAACUGGCAAUUGGCGGCGUCCGGUUUAAGCAAACAUUCAUCAAAAUUAAAGGAUUUAGGUACAGAUUUUCUAGCUGCAGCUGUGGGUGGUAAUUUGGAUUUACACUCACCCUCACGAGAACUAGCUGCAGCCAAUAAUAAUCAAAUGCCUGAGGAAUUUGACCCUUUACUGUGUCCCCUGUGUCGUGAUGUAUUGCGUUGUCCAGUGACCGCCAAUUGUGGUCACACGUUUUGUCGUCAGUGUUGUGAAACCAUAACCAUGUGCAACAUUUGUCAUGUUAAAUUUCCACGCUGGCAAAAGGAUGACUUUGGCGGCAGCAUCAAUGACAAUGGCAACUUUAACAGUAGUGGCUUUCAAAGUCAAAACAAACAAGCCUUACAAUUUACUACAUCCCUUGCAACUCUGUCAACAGCCACUACCACUACUACCAGUAUGGAUAUAAAUAUCAAUAGCUUGGUUAACAAUAACCACAAUCAACAACCGUUAUAUGCUUCAACAAUUUCUUCCUAUACUACCUCAUUGUCUGCCACCAGCUCUUCUUCAUCCUCCUCUACCACUCUCCAUGAUUUGCCACGCCUACAAAUCAUUGCCACACCUUUGGCCUCACCCACCACCGUUACUACCACUACUAUAGCCUGUACCACAGAUACGGCCACUACUACCAUGGCUUCUACCGCCUCUACCAGUGGUGUGGCCUUACGUUCUAACAGUUCCAAUGAUAAUAUGAAAUUUAUGCCCGAUGUUUUGGUACGACGUUUAGUGGAGAAAUGGUGGGGUGCCGAUUUGCAGGCGAAAAAAAUCAAUGAGACUGCUACCAGUUAUAUGCAUUUAAAUCUACUCGAUGAUGCUUUGAAAUUUUGUAAUGCCAGUUUGGAAAAAUCUCCCACAAAUUUCAAAAGUCUUUUAUUGCGUGCCGAAGUUUUAAGGAAAAUGAAUCAUUAUCAAAGCUCAUUGGCUGAUGUGGAUAAUGCAUUGAAAGCUCGUUAUACUUCAGCUAAGGCCCACUAUUUGCGUGCCUUGGCAUUAAGCGAUUUAAGCCGUUAUGAGGAAGCUUUAUAUGAAAUAUGUUUGGCUGUUGGUAUGGAUAAAUCUUCAAAUCUCAGCAAUACCGAAUUAUUUCAACAUGAUCUCACUAAGAUUCUCCAAAAACUCCUUUCCCAAACACCCAAAUGUCUCAAGGUUGACCUCUCAUCAUUGCGUGCUAAAGCACCCUACAGCGUAUACUCAGAACACAGAUUGAGGCGUAAGAAUAUUACGCUACUCAACAAUGCAGUACAGGAUGAAGAAUCUAUAAAUCUGUAUGAAGAUGAUGAUUUUCUUUCGGCUAAUUAUGGCAAAGAGUGUGAUAUAUUGGCCGAUGAAGAUGUUUUAGCUUGUACGGAUUUUUUAAAUUGUGUUGAUAAACGUUCAACUUAUGCAAGUAUUGCCAAGAAAUAUGAAUUGGAAUUGAAAAGACAAACAACUAGAAAACAUAUUAGACGAAAAUGGAUGCAAAAGGAAACAGAGCUGUUGCCCAGCAUUGAUGUGGAGAGUGCCAGAUGCAGCAGUCAAUUUCGUAAUGUAUUGGAGCGUAUGCAACAGGAAAUUGUGAGACUGAAAAAAGUAGAAUCUACUCCUGAAUAUUUCCAAAGACAACUAGUAGCUGUUAAUCCCUCUCUAAUAGAUGCCAGUGAUUUUGAUUGUGUUUUGUGUUGUCGCACUUUCUGGAAACCGGUGGUCACACCCUGUGGCCAUACUUAUUGUUUAGUGUGCUUGGAUCGUUGCAUGGAUUACACUUCCUCAUGUCCGUUGUGCAUGUCGCCUCUAGUGGAGCCCAGUCUGAAUAUGUAUCAGGGUGCCUCAUCGCCUGUUCCCUUAAUGCUAACCAAAAGACCGGUUACCAAAUUUCUAGAAGCCGCCAUGAAACGUUUCAUUCCAGACAGUUACCACAAACGUUUUCGCCAAGAAAUGGUUAUGGAACCCUCAGUGCCCAUCUUUAUUUGCACCACUGCUUUUCCCUAUGUUCCAUGUCCGCUUUUUGUUUAUGAGCCACGCUAUCGUCUAAUGGUGCGACGCGCUGUUGAAUCGGGUGAAAAACAAUUUGGCAUUGUCCAGCCACACAGUGGGAAAUCUCGUUAUUAUGAUUAUGGCUGUAUUUUGGAUAUAAGAGAUUGUGUUCUAUUGGGUGAUGGUUGUUCGAUUUUAAGCACUAUCGGCUGUAAACGUUUUAAGAUUUUGGCACGCAACGAAAAAGAUGGCUAUGAGACGGCUAAAGUGGAAUACAUACACGAUGAGACUAUACCAGAUGAGCAUUUAUCGUAUGUUAGUAAAAUGCAUGAUGUUGUUUUAUCGAAGGCCAUUCAAUGGUACAAAAGUUUAGGAGAGGAUUUAAAGCAUGAGAUUCUUCAGAGUUAUGGUGAAAUGCCCAUGGUGGAGGAGAAUUGGGAAACAAUAGCCGAUGGUCCGGCUUGGGCCUGGUGGAUAAUUGCUCUGUUGCCAUUGAGGCCUCAGUUAAAGGUUGAUAUCUUGGCAACAACAUCUUUAGAGAAACGUUUACGUGCCAUAGAAAAAACCAUACACUCUAUGCCGGGCAAUAGUCACUAUCAACGUGUAUCGCAAAAUUGUGAUGUUGCAGUGGUGGUACACAAUCAGCAACAUCAUUCGCAUCAUGAUGAAGACGAUGUUGAUGAGAUUGACGGCGAUGAGGGAGAUGAUGUGGUGCAUCGUGUUCAUGUAGACGAUGAAGAUGAUCUAACACAUGAUGGUAUUGAUGAAGAAGUAGAAGUUGAUGAUCAGCAACAGGCCUCUUUGCAGCAUCAUAGAGAAAAUGUUGCACAUGAUCAGCAACAACAUACAGCUCAUACACCCCUAGAGCAACAGCAACAAAUGCAUCAGCAACAGUGUGACAGUGUUACUACUGUUGAUGAAUGUUGUCAGCGCACAACUACAGCUGCUUUAGUUCAUGGUCAACUAGAGCCGGCGGAUGAAGCUCUAGAAUCUACAAAUGAUCAUCCACAUCAUCAUCAUCACCACCACCAUCAUCACCAUCAUUCUCAUCAUCGACAUCAUCGUUCCGGUCAUGCCCAUUCUUUACUUUUAUAAAAUUUCUUUAUAAUUAU
This is a messenger RNA of Lucilia cuprina (Australian sheep blowfly), 4683 nucleotides long. RefSeq lists its product as uncharacterized. Gene Ontology annotation, molecular function: metal ion binding; protein binding. Lineage: Eukaryota; Metazoa; Arthropoda; Insecta; Diptera; Calliphoridae. The transcript is spliced from 7 exons. The record is from RefSeq and is a predicted model, not a curated record. The coding region runs from base 662 to 4666 and encodes 1334 amino acids.